AUGGCCAAGACGGCUGAUCCAGUGCAGGCUGCACGCAAAGCUGCCAUCAAGCGCGAGGCCAAGCGCAAUCGUGAGCGCAAGGAGCAAGCACAAGAAGCGCGUCUCUUGCGCCAGGACACCACUGCGCUCGAGCGUCAGAUUCAACGACUCGAGUCAAGGCAGGGCACACUCGAUGCAGAGGAACAAGAGGAGCUUAAACGACUACAGGCAGAAGCUGCAAAGGUCAAGCGCAUCAAGGAAGAGUACAUUCGCAACCAUCCCGAUCAUCGCAACUUUGUUCGCGGCUACCAAGACGGUGCGAGCAGCUCAAACGGUCAGAAGACCAAUGAUCGACCUCACAUCCCCGCCGCCUCGCAGUUUCGAGCGGCCCUUCCAGCAGCGCAAUUGACUCAGCGAGAUCCACGAUGGAGCAUCUACUACGAUGCCAUCUUCAACCCCUAUGGUGCGCCACCGCCGGGCAUGCCUUACCUCGAAAAGUCGCAUGCACAGCUUGUUGCGGAGGGUCUUCUAGAUGAUUCCAAACCGCCACCGCUGCCGGAAGAGACUGCCGAGUAUCAAUGCCUUGGCUCGGAUAAUGACAGCAACGACUCGAGCAUUGAUGAAGAUCUGAAAGACAUUGUUAUGCCUGCAGGGCCGCCUCCCAUCAGGCUCCUUCCUGAUCACCAAGACAUGCAAAGAGGGUUCACCGUGAACAACAAUCCAUCUAGAGGCAGAGGGCAUGGGCCCAGCGGUGGUGGCAGGGGCCGAGGCAUGGAGGAGCCUCGCCAUCAGAGCGGAAGGCAAGGACGUGAUCCCAACCAGCAGGGUAGUGCAAGGCCGAAUCGCAAUCCUUCCGGUCUACCACCACGACCGCUAACUGGACCUUCAGCACGACCAGCUCCACCGAUGGCGUCUGCUAAAGCAUCUUCAUCACGCCCGCCAGUUCCAGGAUCUGAUCCACCAAGACCUCCAGGACCCCCGCCAUCGAUACCGGACGGCGUUGUCAUUGCUGCAGAGCCUCAGCUGCGUGACUUGAAAAAAGAGUCGACCGCCUUUGUACCAGCCGCAUUACGUAAGAAACAACAAGAGGAGAAGGCAAGAAUGAAGCGAGGUCUGCCAGGAAGGAUUGAUGCAGCACCCAUUUCGGAGGACAUGUCGAGCGAAGCUUCGGCAGCGGCUUACAAGGAGAAGCCGGACCUACUCAAGUCGGUGCAGGCGCAUCUGCCGCCAAAAAGCACGGGUGGACAGUCAGAGUCGAGUGGCAACAACAGCAAGAAAGAGUACGAUGAAUUUCUUGACGAGGUGGGGGACUUGCUGUGA
Messenger RNA from Ustilago hordei, 1299 nucleotides. RefSeq lists its product as uncharacterized. The transcript has a single exon. The record is from RefSeq and is a predicted model, not a curated record. The coding region runs from base 1 to 1299 and encodes 432 amino acids. Gene Ontology annotation, biological process: RNA processing. Lineage: Eukaryota; Fungi; Basidiomycota; Ustilaginomycetes; Ustilaginales; Ustilaginaceae.